UUAUCUCAGCUUGGGCUCAGACGUUACUCAAGCCAUGACCCUGGUUAAGCUAAACCGUAACCAGAUUAAACCCAUGUUUAGCGUUAAAACUAGUCACGUGAGUGCAACUGUCUUGUGUAACGUCUGAGAAACUGUUGCGAAUUUCCUGUGGAGUCGACGUGAUGAGAAUUGCUAGAAUUGACGAGAUAUUCGAAUAACAUCAUAUGGAGAAGUUGAGUGGGCUCCAAAAGUUGAUGAAAUAUAGAUAAGGAGUUUUAAAACUGCUUGUUGCGUCAUCACUUGACGGGAUCAAUCUCCAGGUCACCCUCCAUGCGAGUGAAGCGGCGGCGAGGCCGCGCCCAUCAGCAUGAAAUCCCCUCAUACCAGAAUCCGGCCUCUUUACAAUCAGCUUCUAUCCAGAAAACGAUUGAAGAACGGAUAUCCACCAUUGCAACGACGCCAGAGAAAGAGUUAUGUUCGGUACAGCAUGAUCUUAUCUUCCACGGUUUACAGCGACUCCUGGGUGGUCGGCUCCCACGUAUCAACCAGGUUCGGGCUCUUCGACGAAUUGUUUUUCGCCAUGGGGAUACUAUUGUCUCUGCUAAGACUGGUUUUGGGAAGAGCAUCAUCUUCCAUGCUAUCCCAAUCUUUAUUAGAAGAAUUGUCAUCCAGUUGAUUCCUUUAAGCAAGCUUGGAGAGGAGCAGAAGCGGUCGAUUGAACAGUUACCAGAGGCCAGGCCUUGCCUUGUUACAGCGGAGACCAAGCACACGAAUCCGAACCUGUACAAGGAGAUUGCAGCUGGGUUAUAUACCCAUAUCUUGAUGGGUCCUGAGCAAGCAGUUAGCGAUGAGUUUCGUGAUUUGCUGUUAAAUCCUGAUGUAAAGAAUAAGAUUGGCGUGGUUGCAAUUGACGAGCUCCAUGUUAUGGAGCAAUGGAAGGAAUUCCGUUUGGAAUAUCUCAAGAUCAGGGAAUUACGUCGGUACUUACGUGCUGAUACCAUCUGGUUUGGUUGUUCUGCCACUUUGAACAAGGCCACAGAACAGGCUGUCAUCUAUCAUGGUGGUUUCCACGAAGAGACACACCAUGAACUGCCACUCAAGAUCAUCCGAGUCUCAAUUGAUCGACCUGAUAUCUCACUUAAUAUUCUGCCCAUUGAGAGAGGAAAGAGCAUGGCUUACCAACGGCUAUGGUUUCUAGUUGAUCAUGCAUUGGAGCAUCCAACUAGUAGGACGGAAGACGACCUCCAGCGAAUCCCGAAAACGAUUAUCUUUGUAGAUGGACUUCAAUCGGUUGCCAAUAUCUCUACAUCCUUAGAGUGGUAUCUCUUUGUUCAAGGGUUUGAACCAACCAUGGUUCGGGAUGCAAUUGGUGCAUAUACAUCGAAUACCCCACGAUACGAUCAGGACUUACUGUACGAUAAGAUCAGAUCCCCA
Messenger RNA from Eremomyces bilateralis CBS 781.70, 1413 nucleotides. RefSeq lists its product as uncharacterized. NCBI's taxonomy places the organism in Eukaryota, Fungi, Ascomycota, Dothideomycetes, Eremomycetales, Eremomycetaceae. Gene Ontology annotation, biological process: double-strand break repair via homologous recombination. The transcript is spliced from 3 exons. The record is from RefSeq and is a predicted model, not a curated record. Gene Ontology annotation, cellular component: cytoplasm; chromosome; nucleus. Gene Ontology annotation, molecular function: four-way junction helicase activity; 3'-5' DNA helicase activity; ATP binding. The annotation marks the transcript as partial.